This is a messenger RNA of Harpegnathos saltator (Jerdon's jumping ant), 2235 nucleotides long. RefSeq names its product Carbonic anhydrase-related protein B (gene CARPB). The transcript has 11 exons. Gene Ontology annotation, molecular function: carbonate dehydratase activity; zinc ion binding. The record is from RefSeq and is a predicted model, not a curated record. Lineage: Eukaryota; Metazoa; Arthropoda; Insecta; Hymenoptera; Formicidae. Bases 751 to 1704 code for a protein of 317 amino acids. Gene Ontology annotation, biological process: one-carbon metabolic process.
AGAGGAGAGAGAAGAGAGAGAGGAGAGAGAGAGAAAGAGAGAGAGGAGGCCACGAGGAAGCCAGGGGCGGCGGGCGGAUAGAAGAAAGGGAGUAUCCGGAGAGAAGCAGCUCUCUCGUCGGGGCUCCGGAGCCGCGCGAACCUGCCGCGACGCUGCACGGCGGCAUCGUCCUCCGGCGUCGUCCUCGAAGAGGAGUCCGGCUUGCGUGGCGCGCGUUGCCGUCGUCGUCGUCGUCGUCGUCGCCGCCGCGGUCGACGGCAGAAGUGGUGGAACAAGUGGUGCGCCGGUGGAGAAGGCGGAGGAGGAGGAAAAGGAAGACGUCGUCUCCUGCUCGUCGUCCACGAGCGCUUUCGAGGAGCCAGCGUCGAGUGUCGUGGCGAAACCGUGACUCUCGGCGAGGCAGGAUCCGUGCAGUCGCGUAUACCCUCGGCAAGGAUAACCGGCCGGGAUGUACGUCGCUCGCGCGCCCGUGCGCCGCGUCGCGCAGCGGACAUGAGGAGCGGGGUGCGAUCCGAGCUACGACGAGGUAGACGGCGAUUACUGGGGCGGAAGAGAUCGGGCGCGAGGUGUGUAAGUAAAAACAACGGCCGUCGAGAGUGUUUAGCCUCCGGAGGAGGAGGAGAGCGGACGGGGGGCCUGGGUGACGGGCAGCAGGGAUACAUCAUCCCCGCGGCGGAUGACGCGCGUACGAUCGAGAUACGGAAACGAGCCGAAUGAUGUUCAAUUGACGAAGACUGCGCAGCGCUAGGAAUGGCCCUCUUCAGUUCCGUCUUCCUGGGUGUCUGGGGAGUGUUCGUGGUCAUUUUGAUACAAGAAUCGACACCCGUUAGCUGGGAGGAGUGGUGGACGUACGACGGUAUUUCUGGUCCCGCCUUCUGGGGUCUUAUCAACCCGGAAUGGUGGCUCUGUAACAAAGGUCGAAGACAAUCACCGGUAAAUCUCGAGCCCACUCGGCUGCUUUUCGACCCGAAUUUACAACCGCUUCACCUGGACAAGCACAGAAUCAACGGUGUGUUGGCGAACACCGGCCACAGCGUCGUGUUCGCCGUGGAGAACGACACCCGUCAUCCCGUCAACAUAUCCGGUGGCCCGCUCAGUUAUCGUUAUCAGUUUCAUGAGAUUCAUCUGCACUUCGGCGCAGACGAUCGCAUCGGCAGCGAGCACACCGUCGACGGGCACGCCUUCCCUGCCGAGCUCCAGAUCUUCGGCUUCAACUCGCAGCUGUACAACAACUUCUCGGACGCCCUGCACCGGGCGCAGGGGAUCGUGGCGGUGUCGCUUCUUUUGCAGGUGGGCGACCUCUCGAACCCGGAGCUAAGGACGUUCACGGAGCAGCUGGAUAAAAUCAAAUAUGGAGGGCAGGCCAUGGAAAUUAAACGUUUCGGAGUGCGCGAACUUCUGCCGGACACGAAGCAUUACAUGACGUACGACGGCUCCACCACGAUGCCGGCGUGUCACGAGACCACCACAUGGAUCAUCCUCAACAAGCCCAUAUACAUCACCAAGCAGCAGCUGCACGCUCUAAGACAAUUGAUGCAAGGCGAUGAGAAACAGCCGAACGCGCCGCUUGCGAAUAACUUUAGACCACCGCAGCCCCUUCAUCAUCGUCCCGUGCGGACGAACAUUGACUUUAACGUUCAGGGCCCGAAGAAUUGUCCGACGAUGAACAGGGACAUAUAUUACAAAGCCAAUAGCUGGAAAUAAUACCCAGCACUGCCGUGUGUGGUCGACGUUCGCAGUAACUACGCUUUUCCCCCCCCGGAACGAGCUGGAACUUCGCUGUAAGGAAAAAAAUUGACAUAUCAAUUACAGGCGCGACAGGCCAGGUCACAAAAGUUGCGGCGGAGAGAACGCGAGAGGAGCGUGACCGAGCGGCGCCCACGGCGCCGAGUGGUCGAGGUCUCGAGGAAGGAGAGAAGAAAAAGAAAAGAGAAAAAAAAAAGAAAAAAUGCUUCGUUGUACUUAUUAGACGUGAAUUGCCAAGUAUGUUUCCAGUUAAACAAGAAAAACAACCCAGAUAUACCUAUAGAUGACAAGUUAGACGAGAUAAGCUAAUCGUAAGAUCUAUUAUUAUACAUAUAUCGAUAAACUAUCGAAAAAAAAGCUAUGACUAUCGUGGCCUGCGCGGGGUUUGAGAGAUGCAAUUAUAUGUAUGAAAAUUCAAGCGCGACCGAGCGCGCUAUCGAGCGAAAGUUUAUACUAUAUUCUUGUAAUAAAAGCUUGGAAAGAAACGCA